Molecule: messenger RNA, 588 nt
Organism: Soboliphyme baturini
Lineage: Eukaryota; Metazoa; Nematoda; Enoplea; Dioctophymatida; Soboliphymatidae
Source: the annotation of a GenBank genome assembly
AUGUCAGGAAAUGUAAGAAAAAGUAUUUAUUCGUCCUUUCUUCGCACUGUUCCUCCGUGGACCGAAGAGGCGGAUGUCUGGCUGGAUCUGCUGCUUUAUUUUGACUUUCGCCAAGUGGUGUUGGUGUUUCCUGACGAGCAAAACUCGCUGUUGUGCAUCGGCAGGUUCCUGGAGCAGGCGGCGAUCAGCGGAAUACAGGUGCAGAAAUAUGUCAAAUACGAAGAAAACUUGCAAUCAGCCACCUCGGUCGUGAAAGAGAUUGAGACAUCGAACUGCAACAUUAUCAUAAUGCUCGCGAGUUUCUACAUCAACACCAAGUUGUAUGACGAAGAGAGUGGAACGAUGCUGGCGUUCGACAGUGCUGGCAAUAAGAUCCGCUCGACGUAUCACAUCGUCAACACGAAAGCCGUGGCGUACGUAGAGGGUGCAGGAAGUGACGUUGUAUUGCAGGUCUCGACCACCGACGUCGGCCGAUUCUAUUACUCUGUGACCAGUGACACCAUGAAGAUCGAAAUCACUAAGGAUAUUAUAUGGUUCGAAGGUAGUACCACCAGACCGACCGCGUUCACUCUCAGCAGUCACCUGAAG